This is a messenger RNA of Drosophila bipectinata, 1791 nucleotides long. Its product is annotated as acyl-CoA-binding domain-containing protein 5. Gene Ontology annotation, biological process: fatty acid metabolic process. Gene Ontology annotation, cellular component: cytoplasm. Gene Ontology annotation, molecular function: fatty-acyl-CoA binding. NCBI's taxonomy places the organism in Eukaryota, Metazoa, Arthropoda, Insecta, Diptera, Drosophilidae. The record is from RefSeq and is a predicted model, not a curated record.
CAAACACAAACAAAAACACGCACAUGUACACGUUCACGCUCACCAAUUUAGAGAGAGAGUUUUUGGGUUUUGUUUAGUUUUUUUUUUAAUUGCAACUUGAAUUGAAGGCCUGACCAGUGCGAAGAGCGCUCUUCGCACAAGUUAUUUGCGACUCGAUACGCCGAGGUUGAUAAGAACAAAGGCGAGUGGAAAAGCUUCAGAAGAAGCUUAAGGCGAGGAAAACGGGCAGAGCGGCAACUGAACUUCAGAACUCGAACUUUGGCACGGAAACCUUCAUUAGCCUCAUCUUAUUCGUCGUGGAUAUAUGACCUGCCAGUCGGAAUCAAUAGCGUUCUCCAACUACACAGGCACUGUCACUGCCCAAAACAGCUUGCAUCAGUGUUAUUGCACAAAUUAAUUAGACAUGGCUGCAGCAAUUGAACAGCGUUUCCAGGCCGCCGUCAACGUGAUCAAAGGACUGCCCAAGAAUGGACCUUAUCAGCCCAGCACCUCCAUGAUGCUGAAGUUCUAUGGCCUCUUCAAGCAGGCCACUGAGGGGGCGUGUGACCAGAAAAAGCCCGGCUUCUGGGACGUGGUCGGCAGAGCCAAAUGGGAUGCCUGGCACGAUAAUCGCCACCUGAACAAGGAACAGGCUAUGCAGCGCUACGUUGAGAGCCUUAAGGAAAUUAUCGAGACGAUGUCGUUUACAGAGAAUGUACAAAACUUUGUGGGCAGUCUUGACGGCUUGGGGAACAUUAAUCUCGACGAGCUGGAACUGGUUUCGCCGGGAAUGCGCGAGAUAGCUGAAUCGCAUCCCAACUCGCCGUUCCAUUCGCGAACAAACAGUCCGCAGCACGGCUUUAACGGCAACGCUGACGAAGAUCUGGAUGCUCCGCUGGCAUCAUCAGAGUCGAUAAAGGAUGAGGCGGUGAUAACUAAUGGCCACAUAGCUGCACCACUGACCAAUGGCUAUGCUGGAAAGCAUAAUAACUUUGCACACGAUCCCCACAACUACACGAACAAUAGCAGUGUGGCGAUUGUAGAGCCCUCGGACGAUGAAUACGAUGAUCCGUACGACCUUAGCCACGAGCUGACCCAAGCGAUUGCCCAAAACACGGAGCUACUGCAACAGAUCCAGACAGCGAUCUCGCGGAUGAACAGCGACGUGGGAACAGUGCAACAGCGGGUCAGGAGCCUCGAACAAUCGGUUAAGGAGCUGCCCAGCGGCCAAAGUUCAAAGCGAGAAGCGUGGAAAAGUUCACAGCCUUCUUGGUGGCCUUUCAGAAAUAUUUCGCCCCUAUGGUUCGCCAUUCUGAUCCUGUGGCCUUUUGUGGUGCGACGCUUCGCGGGAUUGCUCCAAACAGCGCCACAACGCAGACGCUGACGCCAACGUCCUUAUCAACUAGCGGAAGGGGCAAUAGUUAGUUAAAAUUUUCCUUUGGUUGCGGGCACAAGCUUGGUCUUUAGCUUUCAUCUAUCCUCGAAAGCAUUAUUCGGUUAUUGUACAGAGUCGGCCUUAUUUGUAGAAUCCUAACCCCACGGUUAUCCAGUUGCAAUGUCUUUACUAUAUUUUAUCGAUUCGCUAAAAUUAUUUGUAUAUUUAUUUUGUACUGCAAAACGCAUUCCCCACAUCUGAUUUAGUUUGUAAGCAAAAUGUUUCUUGUACAAUUUUUCCAACAGCAGACGCUUUAUUUUAUUUUUAAAGUGUCUCCCGUGUAAUUAUGGUUGUAUGUGAACAGUCUCUUGUGCAUUAUUUUGUUGUUAAUUUGUAUUUUAAUAUUUUUUUGUAAUAAAGUCAUGUUUAAAAGGUAA